AUGGCCGCCGUGCCGUCCGCCACCAGCGGCGCCAACCGUGGGCGCGCCCGCGGCAUCAAGAGAGAGCGCGAGUCGCUCAACUCACUCCCAUCUGACAAUGAGGUGACGUCCGAAACCAACCAAAACACCUCGCGCGGGCCAGCCACGGAUCAUUCACUCGAGUCUGCCACCGACACGCCUGGCAUGGCUCCGCCGCUCUCCUACCGCCACGGGCGGUCCGAUGCUCCUACACCAAGCGAGCGUGCUGAGGAUACCGAACCUCUGUUUCGCGAGGUGCGAGCCAUUCCCAGAAUGACGCCGCCUAGCAACAAUCCCCAAGAAGAGGGCAGCUUCUUUCAAGAGUCCUUUAAAGAUAUCGCAAAGAGACUCAAAGCUUUCAACGACGCUCUCGGUGAGCUCCAGCAGCUUGGUGUCUCUCACGAUGUCCAGCUUCCCGAGCUCGUGCUUGUUGGAGACCAGAGUGCGGGCAAGUCCAGUCUCAUGUCCGGUCUUGCUCAGCUAGACCUUCCACGCAGCGAGGGAACUUGCACUCGAUGCCCGCUUCAUAUUCGCGUUUCCAUGAACCCCGAGUGGUCGUGCAGAGUCUGGCUGCGCAAACAGUAUACGUAUGCGCCUCCCUCGGGCCGCAACAUUGAGGAGUCGGACGUCACGGAUGCCGACCCCUUCUAUCCGUGGAAGAGGCAGCCGACUGUCGAUAUCGUUGAAUUCAAGACUAUGCACGACAAUACGGAGAUUGAGGAAGUCCUUCGCUGGGCACAAAUCGCCAUUCUCAACGACAACAAGAACCCUGCCCUGUAUGUUCCGGGAUCUGGUUCCAUCGCUUGCAACACGCCCAUCGCCCAAGAGGCAGACCGGACUUUGGCAAAAUUCUCGCCCAACAUUGUUGCAUUGGAGAUCAAGGGUCCUCAUCUCCCCAAUCUUUCCUUCUACGACAUGCCUGGCAUCUUCCAGAACCCGGCCGAUGCAAAGGACGAUUAUCUCGUGUCAGUCGUCACCAACUUAUCAAAAGCCUACAUCCUGCAUCCGUCAGCCAUCAUCAUGUGCUCCAUGCCCAUGAACUCGGAUGCGGAGAAUUCAUCCACCUUUGGCUUGACUAGAAAGCUUGGUGCCUCGGAUAGAACCAUUGGCGUUCUCACCAAGGCUGACUUGCUAGCUCCCGCGGGAAAUUUCGAACAGUGGUUGUCCAUCAUGAAAGGGGAAGCGCAUAAAACCGGACUUGGAUACUUCGUAACAUCGCGUCCUCAAGGCAAGACGCUGGAAGAACUCGGCAAAUGGGAGAGCGCCAUGUUCAUUGAGCACGGUGUAGACACAUGGCCAAGCGAAUUUCGUCAAUUCAGCAACCGCUGCGGCGUGGAAAAGCUCAAAACUUUCUUGUCGGAGAAAUUGGCCGAGGCAUUCGCCAGCAGUCUCCCUACUAUCAAAAGAAAGGUUGCCAGUCGCCUCCAUCAGCUUAGCAAGGAUCUCGCGGCCCUUCCGGAGCUUCCAGACAAUAUCGAGCUCGAGGUGGAGAGCAGUUUGAUGCAGUUUUCUGAAAGCUGCCGCCAGGGUAUCGAUGAGAUGAUGAGGCUCGGCGGCGCUCUGCCCAGAGCCUUCGGUGCUUGCCUCCUCCACGUUAAACCGAGAUUUAUCUUGAAAGACAAAAGCGACAACCCUGUAGUGGAGAUAUCUGAUGACGAAUCGGAUGCACCACCACCGAGGGUAUCGACUCCGAAGAGGCGCCAGGUUGCCGGUCAAAUCACGCCAUCGUCCAAGCGUGCUCGGUUUGAUAACACCAACGGCCUCACCAACGGCCACGCUUCGAACCUCAAGCGAGAAGAAACGGCAAGCCCGUCUUCUGUAACAGGAGCAGCGCCUCGGGCUAGACGGACUAGGCUCCAGCCACCCUUUGCAGAGUACAGCUCGCUGGGAAGCGGCCCCCGUACCCUGGCACAAGUUAGAGCCGAAAUCCGAGGCAAAAUGCAAGCUGGUACUCCCGACGUCAUCCCGCCUGAUGUCUAUCAAGAUAUGGCCAUGCAGUCCAUUAAGGUCUGGGAGAAGCCAAUGAAGACUUUUUUGUCAGCUACAAUGGAACAGCUUCAUGAGAAGCUCAUCACGAAGCUGAAUAUAUCGCUUGAACGUCUGCGAAAACGAUUGAUUUACAGGGAAACUGCCGAGUACCUGAGACAAUUCCUUUUGCAACAGUUGAAGCAGACAGAGGACUUGGCUGCCAUUUUGCUCAAGCAAGAAACUCAACGGAUAAUCACGUUUCAGGACGAUCAUUUUAUAUGGAACAGAACACAGGAAGCACAAGAGCUGAAGUGGUUUCGACACAACAUGCGGUACCAGGCUCGCUUCCCAGAGCUUGCGCCUCGAACCGGUACCUGGGCCAACAUGAGUCCGGAGCAGAGAAUACAAGAAAGCAAGGAGCAGGAAAAGGAAAGCGCCAAGCUCAGUCCAGAUGCCUUUGUCAGCGAGAUUAUGGUUAUUGCAUAUAUUAGAGGUUACUACCGCCUCGCUGCGAACCGGUUUAUGGACAAGAUGGCGCAGCUGACGCUCGGCGGUAUGCUUCCCGAAAUCCGCUUGCGUCUGGAAUUUGAGCUGCGGAGUCGGCUGGGCAUCCACGGCACCAACCCCAGCAUCGCCUACCAGCGGCUGAUGGAGGAGGACACGGCUACAGCGGCCCGGCGCGAGACGCUCAAGGCCGAGCGAGAAAAGUUUGUCCGCGCCUUGGAGACCAUCCAGGCCCUAGAGAGCAACCCGGGCCUCGACGAGAGCAUGUACGACACGAGCAGCGCGUCCAUGUCCUUUCUGCGACGAGACAGAGAUGUUGUGAUGGAAGACUCGCAAACGACAAGCGAGCUCGCUAGCGGCGAAGCCUAG
This is a messenger RNA of Akanthomyces muscarius, 2859 nucleotides long. RefSeq lists its product as uncharacterized. Bases 1 to 2859 code for a protein of 952 amino acids. Gene Ontology annotation, cellular component: microtubule; membrane; cytoplasm. Gene Ontology annotation, molecular function: GTP binding; microtubule binding; GTPase activity. The transcript is spliced from 3 exons. The record is from RefSeq and is a predicted model, not a curated record. Lineage: Eukaryota; Fungi; Ascomycota; Sordariomycetes; Hypocreales; Cordycipitaceae.